UCUGCCGCCACUGCCCACCUGAGAGCCAAAAGGUAAAGGUGUUCAAACGUCCUUACCUGGGAAAAGAAAGUAAUUAAGAGGUUAGUCAUUGGCAGGUAAAUACAACAAGAAAAAUAAUGAUAUCUCGAGUCAUGGAAAUUAAUGAAGAAAACAAUUUGACUGAGCUUUGAAGACAACUGAGAAAAGACAGGUAUGAGAAAAUAGACAGCUGACGAGAAAAUUGAGACACGAGAAAAAGUGUGAAAAGGAAAUUAAGAAGAUAUAUUUGAGAAAAAAAAUAUUGGGAAAAGAGAGAAGUUACAAAAAGUGAGGAAAAGGAGAGAAAAUAUGCGUGAAGUAAAGCCCCCAAAAAUAUGUGACUCGUGGUAAUUAAAAAAAGAUUACGAGAAUUUGUGGAAACUUUAACAUCUUUUAACAUUGGUGUGAGAACUUUGAACGAACCUAAAAAUAAUAAUAAUAAUAAAAAAUACACACCAUUUUAUUUAGAAUAAGAUCAAAAGCAAACUAAUCCAGGAAAAAGCAGGAUGAAAAUAAAAUAGAAACUUGAAUGCAAAAAAAAAAAUACAAGUGAAAAGUUAAAAUACAACAGAAAACAGUAAAAAAAACAAUAAAACAAAACUAAAUAUAAAAAAAUAACAAUGGAAAAGGCGGUGAAAGUAGAAUUGAGAAGAAGUUCCUCCACUUUCUACGAGGAAGAGGAGAAAGGAGGAGGAGAGAAGAAGAAGAAGGCGCCACAAGGAGAGAAGAGAGAAAAGAAGAAAGAGGAGGAAACGAAAAAUGAAGAAUUGGGUGAAGAAGAUCCAAUGUUAAGUGAGAGCUCCCAAAAGGAGGAGAGGUACAGCAGAGUGGCGGUGCGGGCCAAGCUGUCGGUGGAGGUGGAGCAGAAGAAGAGGCUCGGGGCGUGGGGCAGACGGGUCCUUGUGCUCGAUGGCGCCACGCUCUACGCCUACAAGGUCAAGGGUGAGGGCGGCAGCGUGGGCGGGUGGGCGGUGGGUGGGGCGGACGUCCACGUGGGAAAGAGCAAUGACGAGGGGCGGCACCUGCUCGUCAUCAGCCGCCCACCUGCGUACAAGCUGACUUUCUCCUUCACCACCACGUACGAACAGGCGCGUAUGAUCCAGGCUCUCUCGUCCUCGGGGGCAACAGUGACGGGUCUCGAAGCCAUCAUGCUACUGAAGAACCUGAGGAAGAGGCAACAGAAGGAGGAGAAAGAGGCGGAGGAGGAGGAGAGGAAGAGGAUGACCAUGGAGGAGGGACUCAUCCUUCAGACUCUACCCAACCCUGCGGACUUACUUCGUGGAGGAGGAGGAGGAGGAGGAGGAGGGGAGGAGAAGGAGGAGGAGGAGGAGAAAGAAGUUAGCAAAGUACAUAUCUAUAAGGAAGAGGAAGAAAAACAAAGCAUGGAGGAGGGAGAUAGAGUACAACAGGUGGAGAAGAAGGAGGAGGAGGAGGAGGAGGAAGAGGAGGAGGAGAUAAGUGAAGCCAUAUACAACUUCAAAGCCUUCAAUAACAUAUUCUCCUUUUCCGGGAAGAAGAAAUUAGCAGAGGAGGAGGAGAAGGAGGGAGAGGAGAAGGAGAACGAGGAGGAGACAAAGAAGGAAGCGAAGAAGCAGGAGGAGGAGGGGGGAGAGGACGAAAUAGACAGCAAAGUAGAGGAGAGAAAACAAAACAAAGAAGAAAACCACGAAGAAAACAAGAUUAUGCUAACACAAGGUGACCGCUCCACGUCUCACGCCACGUCUUCCACUUCUAAGACUUCUUCAGGGGGGGAGGAGGAGGGUGUAAGGGCUCAGGGGGUGGAGGGGGGGCGCAUCAACCCCUUACCCAAGCCCCCUCGUGUUCGACCAGGCCCUGAGGGAAGACUUACAGAUUCUCACACCAUAUCUGACAAGUCGGUUUCUCAGUCAACUCCGACGUCGCAAGGAGAAGGGAGUGAGGGAGUAGACUUGAAGGAGAUUGAAGGAAAGGAGGUAUUGAAGAACGAGCUAUUGAAGGAGAGGAGUGAAGGAGAGGAAGAGGAUGGUAGAGUGAAGGAAGUGAGGGAGAGAAGUGAGGAGGUAAGGGAAGAAGUGAAGGAAGUGAAGGAAAGAAGUGAAGGAGAGUUAAACAAUCGUCCUUCACUUGAUUUAUACCCGAGUGACUUGAGAGAGAAGGAGGAGGAGGAAGAGGAAAAGGAAGCAGAGAAACAGGAGGAAAAGGAAAAGGGGGAGAAGGAGGAGGAGGAGGAAGAGAGGGCAAAGAAACAAGAAGGAAGGGAGAAGGAGGAGAAGGAGGAGAGGGCACAGAAACAAGAAGGAAGGGAAAAGGAGGAGAAGGAGGAGGAGGAGGAGAGGGCACAGAAACAAGGAGGAAAAGAAAAGGAGGAGAAGGAGGAGGAGAAGGAAGAGGAAAAAGAAGCACAGAAACAGGAGGAAAAGGAAAAGGAGGAGAAGGAGGACGAAGAAAAAGUAAAUAACGAAAACAAGAAACUAGAGAAAGAGAAAGGAAACAACCAAGAAGAGAAGGAACAGGAAGAGGAGGACAAGGAGGAGGAGGAGGAGGAAGAGGAAGACAAACACAAGCAACAAGAAGACAAACAGACAUACACCGACCUAGUCACCAAAAUGCGACUCGACAGAGGCUUCACCCUAGACACACUCGUCCCAUCCUCAGCCCACUCCUCAGAGCUCCCAAGCCCGAACGAUGACGCGGCCCUGGACAGCCCCAUCUCCCCUUGUAUGCACUCCCCUUCCUCCCAUUCCCCACCAAACGGGUACAGAGGGGAGAAGAGUGAAACAUGGCUGUCUGAUGCGUUGAGUGAUAGCGAGGAGCAGUUUGAAAGGCUUUAUAAUGAGCUGAGUAAGACCCUGAACCAGCCGACUAAACCACAAGAGGAUGAGAAGGUGGAAAGCUACGAGAAUGCACAGCCUGAUUCUACCUUAGUCACCCCUGAAAGCCCUCCAGCCGAGAAAACGGAGCUUCAAAGGAGGCACUCAAUUAUCAAGAAAGAUGGAGGUCAAAAUGGUAGUUGUAGUAGCAGUGGUAAAAAGGUGCAGUUUGACCUUAAUGUAAAGAGCAUCGCCCCGUCACCUGAUCCCAUUCUCUAUGACGUCCACAAAGCGAAAGAAAACGGGGAUGCGCGACCAGGGGUGACUCAAAUAAGGGAGAAAAUCAACAAAAUUUCACCCCAGACUAAACCAAAUGAAAACGUGAGGAAAAUCGAGGAAAACAAGAGGAAAACAACCCCCAGCCCAUCGUCCCCGGUGAAGAAAAAGCCCCAGGUGUCCGCCCAGGUGAAGACAACGAGGGGGGUGACGCCAGGUGAAGGGGGGCUGAAGAGAAGACAAGGUUUGGCGAGGACAAGUUCCCCGGUCACUCCCCCCGCGUCGCCAACCAAGACGGUGAAGAAGACAGAAGCUGAAGGCAAGGGGAGGAAGACAAUGGGUGAAGACAAGACGAAGAAGACAAUUAAUGAAGACAAAGGAAAGAAGAUAGAGGAGAUAAAGAAAGGAGGAAAGAAUGAAAAAGCUGAAAAGAUAAAAGUUGAAGACAAAACGAAGAAAAUAGAGAAGAAAGAGGAGAUAAGGAUAGCAAGAAAGGAUGAAAAGGCCGAAGAGAAGACAGAGAAGAAGGAGGAAAUAAAGAAAGGAGAAAGGGAUGAAGAAAGAGAGGAAAAGAAAGAGAAGAAAGAUGAAACAGAAAAAGACGAGAUGAAGAAAACAGAACAGGAAAACAAGAAAGAAAACACAACAACAGAGAAUAAGGAAGAAAACAUAGAUAAGAAAACAAAUGAAGACAAAACAGAAAGGAAAAUGAAGACAGAAGAAAAAGAGGAAGAAAAAGAGGAGGAAAAGACCACCACCAUCACCAAGCAAACAUCAUCAUCAUCAGGAGAGGUCAAGGGGUCAGAGCAAAGGUCAAACGUAAGAAAACAGCCAACAGUUGACCUUCAGGCGCCUCUUGUCAAAAGUGGCCAGGUGGAGAUGGGUGGCAGCAUCGGAGGGAGACUAACCCCCCGCCGCGUGGAGGUGAGGGACGGUCAUCUCCUCGCCUUCAUCUCCCAGGCCUCCACCCCCUCCUCCCGCCUCCCCCUCGCCGGCCUCUCCGUCACCCCCUUGCUUGGAGGAGGAGGAGGAGGAGGAGGAGGAGGAGCAUCACUCAUUCUCUCCCGUGCUUCGCGCUGCAUGAUGGUACUCAAGCUUGGUUCACGGGAUGAGAUGAUGCAAUGGAUUAACACCUUAUCUGAUGAGGUGCUGCGCGUGACACCUGAGGAACACCUGAGAGGCUUGACCCUGUACCCCUCACCUGAGAAAGAGGAGGAGGAGGAGGAGGAGGAGGAGGAGGACGAAGAAGAGAAGGUGAAGGAGGAGAGGCAGAGUAGCGAUGAUAAGACUGCAAAUCAAGAGAGAAGUGAAAGUGUUAUCAAAGAGGAAGAAGAGAAGCGAGAGGAGGAAGAAAGGAGGAAGAGGGAAGAGGAAGAGAAGAAAGAAGAGUUAACUGAAAGAAUGAAAGAAGUAAAACCAGAUGAACCAAAGAAUGAGGAAGACAGACCGAUCAAGGAAGGUCUUAGUCUGCCCUCAAAGUCCAAUCAAAGAAAACAGGAAACGAGCGCGAAAGAAAACGGGGAGGUGGCGAGGGCCUGCGCACCAAAGAAAACGAUAAUCAAGUCACCGAAUUUCAUGGAGCACCUCAACAAAUUUAGAGAACAACAGAAAACGGAAACACAGGGAAAGAAAGAAGAGGAGGGGAAGAAAGCUGAAGAAAGAGGAAACAGGAAGACAGGAGAUAAACAGGAAGAAAACAGGAGCAACAAGAUAACAGCUCUGAUAAAACAGGUGGAAGGAAGAGAUAAGGAGGCAGGAAGAGAAGGAAGAAGAGAACCGGAAGGAAGAAAGGAAAGAGAAACCAGAGAAACAGAAAGAGGAGGAAGAGAAGGAGGAGAAGGAGGAGGAGGAGGAGGAGGACAAUUAAGGUUAAAACAAGACAAAGAUUCACCCAAGAAGACAAAGGAGGAAGGAAGAACGGAAAGCCCAACACACCCUCCUUUGAAACGCCUCUCAGGUCAAGGCAAAUCAUCACCAACAUCACCACUAUCAUCAUCACUAACAUCACCACUAACAGGAGAGGAUGUGGUGGAUAAUUACUUACUGGUCAACAUCCUCCCUGGGAAAGCAACCACUACUACUACUACCACUACUACCAGACCUACUACCACUACUACUACAACCAAAUCAUCAACCACAAGUAAAAAGCCACCACCACACACCAUAUCUCAUCACCCCCACCACUCUACAUCAACAUCUAAUCGUCAUGCUAACUGUUUCAAGCCUAACAACCCAAUUAGCAGCUUCAGUAGGUCAAUUAGUACGAGUAACACCUCCUUGGCACAAGACGAGGGGAGGAAAACACACACAGAGGUUCUAAAACGCUCCACCAGUGACAUGGAACUUAAUCAAAAGAAGCGCGAGGGAGGGUUGACCCGGAAAGGCGCAGUCAGAGUCAAGAGCACAGGGAACCGAACGAGUAGGAGGAACAGCGAGAGGGAUAGUCUAGUGGAUGAGUCCGAAUCCAUGCACUCGGCUAGGACUUCGGUUUCGUCUGUGAUUUCCUCAAGAAUCCUCGAAGCUAAGAACGUUGAGAUUAUCGAGAAAGAGGAGAGGAAGGGAGGUGAGAGUGAGGACAUGGAGGAUAAGGAGAACGAGAAAUGGCCCCAAGAGGAACACAAGAGAAAUAUAAACCUUAAACUAAAGAAGGAGGAAGAAGGAAGAGGAGGAGGAGGAGGAAGACCAGGAGUGGAGUCUAAUAUCACCUGGUCAGUGGCGGCAACACGUGAGAAGUUUGAGUUGCUGUGUUCCAUCAGCGGCGAGAACAACAAAGGAAAACUGACCACGAAGACGCCGAUCGCACGCAGACGGUCGGCGAGGAUGACGCAGAAGAGACGCAGAACCCAAGAGCUCAACGCGACGACUCCGAAACGCCAAGGAACGGUGAGAAAGUCGUUUGUAGCCGCUGAAAACGACCGGGCAAAGAAUGAGAAAGUGGGUGGGAGGGCUGUAAGAAGGUCGUUGAUAGCAUCUGAAGGAAAAGAAGAAAGAGAAGGAAAGGAGGAUAUGGGUGUGAGACGACUAGGAGGAUAUGGAACCAUGACCCACGAUGAAGUAGACGACGAAAACGACCAGAAGAUGACCACAAAGCGUACAGGAUCCUGGCCCACGAAGGAGACGGUGAAGGAGGCGAGGAAGGCGUUUGAAGGAUAUGCUCAUAGGACCCCCACCACCACCACCACGGAUGAAGGGCACGACUCAAGGAUACUGAAAGAGAAGUUAACAGUCGAGAUGUCCCCGCUAACAAGGACGCUGAAUAUGAUACAGGACUCCAUCAUGUCCACCAAUGAGGAGUUCCGAAGGGCAUCCCAGUCCUUCUCCACUUCCAACAGCCAGUCCAAGAAUGAUAACGUUGUGAUAUGCUGGAAAGGACCCUAUAUCGCUCAGAAUUGGAGCUCUCGACUAGCACAAAAAGAGGAAACACCAAGCAAAGAGGAGUCCGAACAAGAAGUGCUCAACAACAUCAGCAACGCGUUCCUGGCCAAGAGGAGGCUGCUGAACAAGGAGGUGGCCCUGGGGAGGCUCACGGGGCGCCUCAACCUGCUGGAGGAACACCUAUGGGGGCUACAGGCAAGGCUGGCCACGGAGGAGGAGGUGAAGGGAGGGAACAGAAGAGGAGUCGAGAGAGCCAUCGUGUCCGUAGAGGAGGAGAUCACGGAGGUCACUGCCCGCCUGUCCGUGCUGCAGAGGGAGGCACAGCAGGCGAGGGAGAAGCUAGAGGCGGCGGUGACAGCGGGGCUCUCGCAGUGGGCUGACAAGGGGGUGCUGACGCCUAAGUCCUCCCUUACGAGAAGACGAGGAAGGGGUGCAGAGGAGGUGGAGGAGGAGGAGACGACGACGGAGGAGGAGGAGGAGGAAGUGGAGGAGUCUGAGGCGUGAUUUGAGGAAGAAAGGAGGAGGAGGAAGAGGAGGAAAAGAGAAAGAGGAGGAGGAGGUGAAGAACAAGUACGAGAAGAGGAGGAGAAAGAGGAAGAAUAAGAAGAGAAGAAGAGGAGAAAGAGGAAGAAUAUGAAGGGAAGAGGAAGAGAAGUAGAAAAGGAAGAGGAGGAGAAUUAGUAGAAGAGGAGAAAGAGGAAGAAGAAGAAGAGAAGAAGAUACGUAGAAGAGGAAGAGAAGGAGAAUUAGUAGAAGAGGAGGAGGAGAAGGAAGAAUAAGAAGAGAAGGAGGAAGAAUAAGAAGAGAAGAAUAAAAGAAGAAGAGGAAGAGGAGGAGAAGAAUGUCUGUGAUUUUAGGAAGUAGGGAAUGGAAAAAAGAAGAAGAAAAAAUGAGCAUAAUUUUUUUUAUGAAUCGUGAUUAAUAUUAGUAUCGAAAAGAAGAUAUUUGUGAAGAGAAAAGGAAAAGGAGGAGGAGGAGGAGGAAAAAGAAGAAAGAGGAGUUAUAAGAGGCUGCAAAUUAUAUGAAACGUGAUUUUUAAGAAAGUAGGAAGAAAAAAUAGAUAAAAAUACUUGUCACAUACUACUACUACUACUACUACUACUAUUACUGCUACUACUACUAUUACUACUACUACUACUACUACUAUUACUAUAACUACUACUACUACUACUACUGAUAAUAAUAAUAAUAGA
Messenger RNA from Eriocheir sinensis (Chinese mitten crab), 7651 nucleotides. RefSeq names its product myb-like protein X. The coding region runs from base 639 to 6962 and encodes 2107 amino acids. The record is from RefSeq and is a predicted model, not a curated record. Lineage: Eukaryota; Metazoa; Arthropoda; Malacostraca; Decapoda; Varunidae. The transcript is spliced from 9 exons.